This is a messenger RNA of Prionailurus viverrinus (fishing cat), 2313 nucleotides long. RefSeq names its product zinc finger protein 18 (gene ZNF18). Bases 154 to 1785 code for a protein of 543 amino acids. Gene Ontology annotation, molecular function: DNA-binding transcription factor activity, RNA polymerase II-specific; RNA polymerase II cis-regulatory region sequence-specific DNA binding. The transcript has 7 exons. Gene Ontology annotation, biological process: regulation of transcription by RNA polymerase II. The record is from RefSeq and is a predicted model, not a curated record. Lineage: Eukaryota; Metazoa; Chordata; Mammalia; Carnivora; Felidae.
AAGUGCGCCCGGAGCCGGCGUCGCGGGCCGAGCACUGGCCCUCUCUCCCUCUCUAGUGUCCCUGUGAGAGCCUCGGUGAAGACUUGGUCCCCCCCCCCACCCCAGACAGCCCCCUCCGGGAAACCCUUCACCCAAAGGGACCCGCCGAGCCAGAUGAUGCCUGUCGACCUGGGGCAGGCCCUGGCCCUGCUGCCGCAGCUGGCGAAGGCCGAGGACUCCCCGUUCUGCGGACCGGACGCUGCCCCUCGAGGGGAGCUCUCUAACCCCGAGACCGCCCGCCAGCUCUUCAGGCAGUUUCGUUAUCAGGUGACGUCUGGGCCCCACGAGACCCUGAGACAGCUUCGGAAGCUCUGUUUCCAGUGGCUGCAGCCAGAGGUUCACACGAAGGAGCAGAUCCUGGAGAUCCUCAUGCUGGAGCAGUUCCUGACCAUCCUGCCCGGGGAGAUCCAGACGUGGGUGCGGACCCAGUGUCCGGGCAGCGGCGAGGAGGCGGUGACCCUCGUGGAGAGCUUGAAGGGAGACCCCCAGAGACUGUGGCGGUGGAUCAGCAUCCAAGUUCUGGGACAAGAAAUCCUAUCGGAGAAGACGGACUCCGCAAGCAGCCGCGUGGGGGGAGCGGGGCGCCAUCUUGAAAUGGCGUCUCAGGAGCUGGGACCUCGGGCCUCCCCCUCCAGGCCUGGGGAGCCGCCGAGCCGUGCUGUGAAAGAGGAGUCUGACAUGGAGCAGGAAUUAGUGCUGGCCGCUGCUGCCCUGGACGAAAGGCUCGUCGGAGACCAGGACUUCACGGCCUCCGUGCCCCAAGCAGCCCCUCAGGAGCCGUGGAGGCACCUGGAGUCCGUCCAGAAGGAGCAGUACUGGGAUCUCAUGCUGGAGACCUACGGGAAGAUGGUCUCCGGAGGCAUUUCCAGUUCCAAGCCUGAUCCGACUGGUCCAACGGAGUAUGGGGAAGAGCCUGCCGGGCGGCACCCUCACCUUAGUGAGAAGAUCCCAAGGCCCACCUGCCUAGGAGACAGGCAAGAGAAUGACAAAGAGAACCUGAAUUUGGAAAAUUGCAGGGGCCAGGAGCCUUCCGACGUCUCCUGCCACGCCUCAGGGGAGGCGCCUUCCCAGGCCUCCUUGAGCGGCCUCUUCGGUGAGGAUGCACCGAGAUGCUUUGGAGAAGUGGACAGUCGCCCCGAGGCCCCGGGAGACCUGCAGGGUGAGGGGCCGGUGGGCCAGCUCUCUCCUCAAGAGAGGAAUUCUGGGAAACAGCAUGUGGCCAGUCCCCGUCCAGAAGACCUGUCCCUGCUGUGGCUGGAGGAGAAGAGAGACGCCUCCCCGAAGGGGCAGCCGAGGGCCCCCAUGGCCCAAAAACUCCCCACCUGCAGGGAGUGCGGGAAAAGCUUUUACAGGAAUUCUCAGCUUGUUUUCCACCAGAGAACUCACACUGGAGAGACAUACUUCCAGUGCCCCACCUGCAAAAAAGCCUUUCUGCGGAGUUCAGACUUCGUGAAGCACCAGAGAAUCCACACGGGGGAGAAGCCCUGUAAAUGUGGCCACUGUGGCAAAGGCUUCAGCGACUUCUCGGGACUGCGUCACCACGAGAAGAUCCACACGGGAGAGAAGCCCUACAAAUGUCCCAUCUGCGAGAAGAGUUUUAUUCAGAGGUCAAACUUUAACAGGCAUCAGAGAGUGCACACAGGAGAGAAACCGUACAAGUGUCCCCGCUGCGGGAAGAGUUUCAGCUGGAGCUCGAGCCUUGAUAAACAUCAAAGAUCCCACUUAGGAAAGAAGCCCUUUCAGUAGCCAAGCUCCCUGAGCCCAUUUCUAUCUCUGGGCCAUUUAAAAAUACUUCCUUCCAUCUGGAGACAUCGCAUCGCUUAAAGGCCAGCCCUGUUCUCUCUGUUAUUUUAUGGAUUCGAGAGGAGAGUCACCAGGGCACGGCUUUGGACUGGGAGGACACGUUGGCCUCUGGGUUGGGUUUCGUGUGGGUUUCAUUUCUUGCCUCUGCGUCGGGAGACAGAGUGGUCUUUCUCCGUCAGCUCGUCUCUUGCGGUGGAUCCCUUGGGGAAAAAGGUUCACUUGGAGAUCCUGUUCUAUUCUACAAGUGCCGUCUGGAGAGAGCUCAACUGGAUUGGCUGCAUGGCAGCUCAUGGCGGCUCAUGGGAAGGGCCUGGGAUCAGCGGUUUAGGAGGGGGGUUCGGGAGCAGGCCCUCUGUCACAGGAAGGGCAGCAGAGAGGGCCAGUGAGCUCACGUGUGUUCCUUGCCAGACGGGUGCAAAAUUAACCUCAACUGUCUCUCGUUCUAAAUAAACUUCUUAGAGUUACCCCGUA